CAAUUACAAGUAAUUCGAGGAUUGAUAAGUGAAUACUGAAUAGAGAUGUAUUCGGAAUAAAUAGAUUAAAUAUCUUGAUUAUCAUAGAUUUAUUAGUUCGAAUUCGCUAACAAAGCAACGCUUGGGAUGACGAUAGAUGAGUUUAGGUACCAAAGUGUCCUAUAAGUUUUAAGCCAGGUACCAAAACAAUAUUUUUGGACGGGACGGGAUAAUAUCAGAAAAAUCUAGAGAAGCCUAUAAAUAUCUCUCUCAUUACUUAUUAGUCUUUCUCAAAGAUUCGAUCAUUUUCCUUACCUUUUGCCUUCGCCAAGAGUAAACUCUCUCAAAAUCUCUCGCCAAAACCAAGAGUAGAAAAAACCUGAAAACACCAAAUCGGAAGAUCAAUUUAGAACGAAAGAGCAGAGAUUAAUCGUUGUGCGGCUGAGAAUUUGAUCUGAAGAGAAAGCCAGACUGGUUUCCGCUCGAGCUUGGCUUCUUUUCGUGCUCGCUUGCUUCAUUGCAUGACCUCUGAAAGAUCUCACAGGUUAGUUCGUCGAUUCCUUCCUUCCCGAUUCGUUAUUUUUGUUGUUUUCCUCCAUUUUAGGGUUCAAGGUUUGCUUCUCGGAGUCUCUUCUCGAUUAGUGGCUUGAAUUUUAUUGGUUGAUAACUCCCUCUCUGAUUUCGGGUUCUGGGUUUGCAUCAACACGGUAGACAUUUGGGGAUUAGGGUUCGAACAUUCGUCCUUCCAAUUCAUUGCAUUAGGAGCAAUUAGGAACAAUUCGUUUUCCUGCUGUUUGGUCUCCGAGAAAAGGCGUCUAAUGUUCUAGGCUUUUCCAGAGUUUAAAGUAGCUUAGCGCCGAAGAUUCAUUAGCACGAAGAAUUGAUAGUUACUACUUAUAAGCUAGUUUUGGACUAUUCCCUUGCUUGGGGCUCAAGGGGAAAAAGGCUUUUAUCAGUAAAUUGUUACCCGAAAUGCUCGCUGGAAAAUGGGUAGAUGGCAAAUUAAAAACGGAAACUAACAACUGGGUUCCAAUACUUCGGCUGCAAGUAAUUUGAGUGUGUACACGGGUUAAAUUCAACAUAUUUAAGAAGCUGUCUCCUUAUCCCUCUCUCAUAGAGAUAUACUGAACCGCGAUUGGCUUCUUUCUGCAGAUCUCCUGUUGACAAUAUCUCUGACAUGGGUGGCUUCGAUCCAGCCUCUACAGCAGCUUGCUCGGAUUCUACAAGGAAGAGGAGACGAAGAACAGGAACUGAAUCUGUUGUGGAGACUCUUAAAAAGUGGAAGCAGUACAACGAGUAUCUCGACACUUGCGCGGAUGGAGCCGCUGGCAAGAAGUCUGGGCGAAAAGCUCCCGCCAAGGGCUCGAAAAAGGGAUGUAUGAAAGGAAAAGGCGGGCCCGAUAAUUCUCACUGCAAGUACAGGGGUGUUAGACAGAGGACGUGGGGUAAAUGGGUAGCAGAGAUUAGAGAGCCCAAUAAAGGUCCUAGAUUGUGGCUUGGCACUUUCCCUACUGCUUAUGAAGCUGCUCUAGCCUACGAUGAUGCUGCUAGAGCCAUGUAUGGUCCUUAUGCCAGGCUGAACCUUCCAGAUAUCUCUAGGGCCCCGACUACAUCGAAUGGUUAUUCUGCGGCAACACCAUCUGGUGGGUACUCUACGAUUAGUACUACUACAUCAUCCAACCAUUCUGAGGUUUGUGAGAAUGAAGAUGAUGCCAAGGUCUUGGUGGUUCCUGAUGUUGAGGGUGAGUCGAAGGCCACGGCUCAUGGGGUGGAUGAGGUAUCAUCUUCGGAUCCUUGUAAAGAAGAGCCUCUGUUGGUAGACAAGAAUGGGGCUUUUGAUGAAGACCAGACGAGCCUGAAACCGGAAAUGAAAGAGGAGCCCUUGGAUGUGAAAGACUAUGAGUGUCAUGACUUCACGAUGGAUGAGAUGUUUAGCAUUGACGACUUACUGGGUGCAUUGGAGAAUCACCCACUCGAAGGGGCAGUAAACAACCAGAUGCAGGAGCAUGAUGCUAGAUUCAUUGGUGGUUCGCAGCACAAGGAGCCAGCGCCAUUGAUCCUUCCUGCUGCUGAGGAUUUCUGCUUCAACUUUUUGGAGCCUGGGAGGCAGGAGGACAAUACUGUUACCGUUGAUGAUCAGGGUUACUUGAGCCUGGGCUUGGCCGACUUGGGGUUUGAGGAUCUGUGAUGGACAAAAUGUUUUUAUCUUAGUUUUCUUUGUUCUCCACGGUUUGCUUCCCUGUCCUUCCAAUGCGUUUUUUUCUUGAGGGAGUUGAUUCUCUACGAGCUUUUUAGGGACUACAGAAAUUGGCUGCUGAUUUUGCCUUGAUUUCUUCUUCUCUCUUUCUAACUUCUGCUGCUUCUGUAGAUCGUGCUUUUGCAGUGGUUAGAAAGAUUUGACUUAGACUUUGAAGAUGUUUAAUUGUUUACUGUAGAUUCUAUCUGAAAAGGUGUUAUCAGAUUAGCAAGUGAGGGUUGUACUUGUAUAUGACUUCGACUUGAGAGGAAUAUGGGUUCUCGAAUAAAUUGACAGGUAUGAUGCCUGCUUCCGAUGUAUGAGUUUCUGAUUUCCUUAUGUCAUAUAUCCUUCAGAAAAUCCAGUGGUUUUGAAUCAUCAUUCCGUAAGACUCGUCACCAUCGGCUUGCAGUUACUGGUUGCUGCCUUACAGGCACGGUGUCGGAUGAUGGAUGGAGCAAUCGCAGCAGGAUCGCACCAACAGAUGGAGAAGAAGAUGCUAGCAAUGAGACAAUAGUGAUGCUGCUACUGCUAACACGGCUGAAACUCUCAUGAAUAGGCUCUCCAGGAAGUGGGAACAAUAGCAUAAACACUCUGCACAGACAGCGUUGGACAAUGGUUCUUAUAAUUUCUUCUUUGUCUGAAACUCGAAAAUGUGGGUCAAAUUCAUUUGUCAAAGAUGUCCGUGUCUAAUUUAAUAUGCAGAUGUUAUGAUCGAUAGCGCUUAUCGGCAAAAUACCUGGCUUGAAUUUAAGAAAUACAGCACAAAUAAUGACACAGAUCUCUGUUAGGGACUAAUCUAGCAAGAUUAGACACAAAUCAAGAUAACAGGAAAGUGAAUAAACACCGCAAGUACUUCACCUUGUAGUGUAGAUGGAGGAGCAAGAAAGGUGAGUAAAUUUUGCUUUUCGUU
Messenger RNA from Linum trigynum, 3128 nucleotides. The record is from the annotation of a GenBank genome assembly. NCBI's taxonomy places the organism in Eukaryota, Viridiplantae, Streptophyta, Magnoliopsida, Malpighiales, Linaceae.